Messenger RNA from Galeopterus variegatus (Sunda flying lemur), 3333 nucleotides. RefSeq names its product protein phosphatase 1, regulatory subunit 37 (gene PPP1R37). The transcript is spliced from 12 exons. Bases 370 to 2607 code for a protein of 745 amino acids. Lineage: Eukaryota; Metazoa; Chordata; Mammalia; Dermoptera; Cynocephalidae. The record is from RefSeq and is a predicted model, not a curated record. Gene Ontology annotation, molecular function: protein binding.
CUUUGCAGGUUCGUUGCUGACGUUUCUUUAUUCCGUGGUUCUUUCUGUCCUUUGUUCUCCCCUUCAUAUCAGAUACGACACAUCUCCACCCUCAAAGAGCUUAAAUCUGUUCUCUGGCUUUCUUAGUACACGGUGGGCUCUACCGGUUUUUAGCGAAAGUGCGAUCGCGAACUAGCAGGCGCGCGCGGGGCUUGGCGGAGGCGCGCUUGGGUUCCUGGCGGCGGCGACGACUACGACGACGAGGAGAGCGGACCGAGGCGGCGCCUGAAGCAGCGGCGGAGCCCAUGCCCCGAGACGGCAGGCGGGCCCGGAGAGACAAGUCCGGGGCCCGGGGCAUGUCCCCGGGGCCCCCGUGAGGAGGCGGCGGCGAUGGAGAUCCCGCCGCAAGAGGCGCCGCCCGGGCCGGGCGCGAACGGCGACGCGGAGGAGGCCCCCGCUGAGGCCGGGUCUCCCGGCCCGGCGUCUCCCCCCGCCGAUGGGCGCCUCAAGGCUGCAGCCAAGCGCGUCACAUUCCCGUCCGACGAGGAUAUUGUGUCCGGAGCGGUGGAGCCCAAAGACCCCUGGAGACAUGCCCAGAACGUGACCGUGGACGAGGUCAUCAGCGCCUACAAGCAGGCCUGCCAGAAGCUGAACUGCAGACAGAUCCCCAAGCUCCUCAGGCAGCUCCAGGAAUUCACAGACCUCGGUCACCGCAUUGACUGUCUGGACCUGAAAGGCGAGAAGCUUGACUACAAGACCUGUGAGGCCCUGGAAGAGGUCUUCAAGAGGCUGCAGUUUAAGGUUGUAGACUUGGAGCAGACGAACCUGGACGAAGAUGGUGCCUCAGCCCUCUUCGAUAUGAUCGAGUACUACGAGUCGGCCACCCACCUCAACAUUUCCUUCAACAAGCACAUUGGCACCCGGGGCUGGCAGGCUGCCGCCCACAUGAUGCGCAAGACAAGCUGCCUGCAGUACCUGGAUGCCCGCAGCACGCCCUUAUUGGAUCACUCGGCGCCCUUUGUGGCCCGCGCCCUGCGCAUCCGCAGCAGCCUGGCGGUGCUGCACUUGGAGAACUCCAGCCUGUCAGGACGGCCCCUCAUGCUACUUGCCACAGCCCUGAAGAUGAACAUGAACCUGCGGGAGCUGUACCUGGCUGACAACAAGCUCAAUGGCCUGCAGGACUCAGCCCAACUGGGCAACCUGCUCAAGUUCAACUGCUCUCUGCAGAUCCUGGACCUCCGUAACAACCAUGUGCUAGACUCAGGUCUGGCCUACAUCUGUGAGGGCCUCAAAGAGCAGAGGAAGGGGCUGGCGACCCUGGUGCUGUGGAACAACCAGCUCACGCACACGGGCAUGGCCUUCCUGGGCAUGACGCUGCCGCACACACAGAGCCUGGAGACUCUGAACCUGGGCCACAACCCCAUUGGGAAUGAGGGUGUGCGGAACCUCAAGAAUGGGCUCAUCAGCAACCGCAGCGUGCUGCGCCUUGGCCUGGCCUCCACCAAGCUCACGUGCGAGGGUAGGGCACGGGCCGGGGCCAGGGGAGCAGGGCCAGCGGGGCGCAGUGGGGCGGCCAGCCGGGCGUGGGGCCCAUGGCCAGCCCCUGCGGUCCCCCUCCCAGGCGCGGUGGCAGUGGCAGAGUUCAUCGCCGAGAGCCCCCGCCUCCUGAGACUGGACCUCCGGGAGAACGAGAUCAAGACAGGCGGGCUAAUGGCACUGUCGUUGGCCCUCAAGGUGAACCACUCACUGCUGCGCCUGGACCUUGACCGCGAGCCCAAGAAGGAGGCGGUGAAGAGCUUCAUUGAGACGCAGAAGGCGUUGCUGGCCGAGAUCCAGAACGGCUGUAAGCGCAACUUCGUGCUGGCGCGAGAGCGGGAGGAGAAAGAGCAGCGGCUGCAGCUGUCAGCCUCCAUGCCUGAGAUCACCAUCACCGAGCCCCCGCCCGAUGAAGAGGCCGGGCACGAAGAGCCUGGGGACGAGCCUGCUGCUGGGGUGCAGAACGGAAACCCGAGCCCUGGGCCUGGCCCAGACUCGGACUCAGACUCAGACUCUGAUGGGGAGGAGGAGGAGGAGGGUGGGCAGAGGGGUGAGGCCGGCAGUGGUCAGAGCCCCUCAGCCCCCUGCCCUGCCCUGGUGCCCCCAACGGACUCCCUGGGCCCUGGGGACAAGAGCCCCCCAGGUAGCCCCUCCUCCCCCACCGAGCAGCGUAUUUCUGUGUCCAGCCCAGGCCGGGGCCACAAGGUGUUUGUGGUGACCCGGGUGGAGAGUCCACCUGAGAGGGCGGAGCCCCCUGAGACCCUUGCUCCUCCCUCCGCUCCUCCUUUAGCCCCUCCUUCUCCACCUGCCUCACCUGCCCUACCGCCAGCUGAGGCCACUGGCACCCAGGACCCAGGGUCAUCUGAGUCUCAGCCACAGCCACAGCCGGAGCCGCCUCGGUCAGGGCCCCCACUGCCCAACGGCCUCAAGCCUGAGUUUGCCCUCGCACUGCCCCCAGAGCCACCCCCAGGGCCUGAGGCCAAGGGGGGCAGCUGCGGCCUGGAACACGAGCUGAGCUGCUCCAAGAACGAGAAGGAGCUCGAGGAGCUGCUUCUGGAAGCCAGUCAGGAAUCUGGGCAGGAGACACUGUGACACUUUAGUUCCUUUUUUCCAGUCGGUCUUCGAUGAGCUGAGGCCAGAGCCAUGAGAAUCUGCCCACCCUCACCCCCAGCCUUCCUGAGGCCCAGGACGCCUGGGGGGUGGGGGCCAUUCUGGGGACCCUCCUUCCCCCACAGCAACACUACAAGGGGUACAGGCACUACAGGGAGUGGCAUUCCUGGCCCUGACUUAAGCACUUGUAUUUAUGUGUCCACCACUUGAAGACUCUGGGCUGGAGAGCAGAUGUGGGGAGGAGAAGGAAGAGGCCUCCACAAGGCUGGGCUCUUGUUCCGGAGGGCCCCGUUCGGCCAGGCUGCCCUGUUGAGGGCAGGAGUCCUGAGUGGUGGUGGGAUGGUGUCUGGGUGGCUCCGGCUCAGGACCAGGCAGAGAGCAUGGAAUGGGAGGGGCAGUGAGUGAUGGUGGUGGUUGACAUUCGUAGAACAGUCCCAGACAGGGUGAGGGCUGGGUCCGGGGUGGGGGACGGGAGCAGAGGAUUGGAGCUUUCUUCUUAAGUGCAAUAAAUCUAUCAGGGAGCUGGGGCGGGCACAGUGGGGUUCCAGGGACCUGCUGCCCAGGCCACGUGAGGCUGCACCCUGAGAGGCACUACAACCUGAGGGUGGGGGCCGGGAGGCGGGCGGGCAGAGGGCAGGGGAGCGUCUGCUCCUGUUGGUGCAACUCUGUUCACACCUUUUCUAAUAAACCGGGGCUGGGUUCACCAUU